Molecule: messenger RNA, 1575 nt
Organism: Harpegnathos saltator (Jerdon's jumping ant)
Lineage: Eukaryota; Metazoa; Arthropoda; Insecta; Hymenoptera; Formicidae
Exons: 3
Coding region: 464-802 (112 amino acids)
Source: RefSeq, a predicted model, not a curated record
GUUCGAUGUGAUUCGACUAUGCUUGAAAAUAGAAAGAAAAUGACUUCAUUCAAGAUAUUUCUAAUUAUUUUCACACAAAUAUUUUUUGUCCCUUGAUUCUUCUAGUAUUUGUUAGAUUUUAGACUUCGCAAUAGUUGAGAUAGAAUUAAAGUUGCUGAGAUAGAAUAAAACUUUACUGUGGCAUAAUGUGCAGGCCAGCCCACUCCUAACCUCCUAACCUCAAACUAAUAUCCUAGACCAAGCCUGUCUAACCGUUAGUAGCAAAAGAGCCAUUGGCCGCAUUCAGCGCACAGAACAGCUGUGGAUUUAUGCGCUAAAUAAUCUGUUUUCCGGAGCGCUCCCACAACAUGUUACGGUAGUGGACGCCAUUUUUUCCAGCAAAAAUUUUUACGCUAUAUCGGCACAACUGUUACGAGAUGUCUUAUAUCGUUUAUUGUUAUGGUUAUGUACGGAAUUGAUCGCAAUGGCCUUUUAUGAAAUGGAAUACAUAUAUAACGGAUUAAAUUAUAAUAUUGUAGAUUCAUUGGAAGUACAUGAGAAAUUGAAGAAUGAUGAUGCUUUCUUCCAAGCAUAUAUGAAAAACAACUUAAAUUCUUUGGAAGUUGCUGGUUCUAAUAAUGACACUUUUACAGAAAAUUGUAGUGGACACAUCGCAAACAAUAUACUUGAUUCAGAAGAAAGCAAUAAACAACAAUGGACAGUAAAACUUCUACAAAAUUAUUAUUGGAAUUGUACAAGGAGAGAAAAGAAAAAUUCCGUGAUUCCAAAAUCAAGAAAAGAAACCUGUGGACACAGAUUGUAAAAGAAAUGGAUAAAAAUGGUUAUAAGUCUUUGACUGAAGAUAUAUUGGACCGAAAGUUACGCAAUUUAAAAAAGACUUUCAGAACAAUAAAGGACAAUAACCGAAAAAAUUCAACGGGACGAGGACAUAUAACAUGGGAAUAUUAUGAUAUUUUUGAAGAAAUAUUCCUUGAUGACCAGACAAUAAAUUUUGGACCGACAAUUUCUUCUAUGGAUUGUGCUGUAACACAAUGUUCAUCAUCUGCUACGUCAACAAUUUUAUCUCCUGAAGUAUCCACUACAUCUUCAACAAGAUUAAUUGUUUCUCAUGAACAACCAAGACUGUCAACUCGUUUAUCACCUGUAAGGACGCUAUCUCCUGCAUUGAUAAGAUAUGUGUGUCAUCACCAUCAAGAACACCCAUACCCGUAUUGAUGAGCACUUUAACAUAUUCUUCACAUUUCUUCGAUUCAACGUUCAUUGGGGAUUCGUUUAUCAAAGAAAAUAUUAUAAAUUCUUUUUACUCAUCUUCUUCUUCUUCUUCUUCUUCUUCUUCUUCUUCUUCUUCUUCUAGUGUAACAGCAGAACAUUCUUUGAGCGAAACUGAAAGUUCUUCCUCUGUUCUUCCAAAUUCUCCCGAAUAUAUUAAUUAUUAAGUCAACGACGAAAAAAAAUACUUCAAAAAAACAUAUGAUUUGCGAAAGCAAUUACUUGCGGUAGAAAAUGAGCGAGUUCAAAUGAUAGCCGAAUUGAAAAAAAGCAUCGACAACAAUAACAAAAUUCAGCAAGAGAGGA